CAUGUCAUUCGUUUAUCUGUAAUGAACUAAUGUCAACAUAUUGAAGCGCUUCAUGAAUAUGAAUAUUUUUGUGGUUGAAUCUGUGUGAAUAUGCACGAUUUUGAAUGCAGCCACGGCAUAAGAGUUGAAAGGAAAAUACCAUUCGAGGUUCAGAAUGAUUUGUAAAUGUGGACAGAGACUGAUGCGUCACGAGCCAACAUGUCUCAAUUGUGGUGAACACAAUAGCUGGUUCGAAACUGAAGAUCAAGGAGCUACAGGCGGGGUUGAAGAACAAAUACCGACAUUCAGAAUAAACGAUCGUGCUGCUGAGUCCCGUGAUUCUUAUUUUCAGGGCGCAUAUGCAGGUAUAACAGAAUCACAAUAUGCUUUAACAUCGGGAAAAUGUCAAACACGAUAUAGAUCUGCUAACCCACAAGACACAAGAGCUAGUAAAGGCAUUACAGGAAUACACUCACAAAUGGCGGCACUACGGGUCAAUGAAGAAUUCAAACAAGAUGCAAGCGUAAAGAAGAAACACGCAAGGGUAUUGUAUUCAUAUGAACCGACAUCAGAUGAGCAACUUAAGCUUCAAGUUGAUGACAUAGUUGACGAUGUACAGCAGAUUAAUAGCGAAUGGUCGGAGGCGACAUUGAACGACAAACGAGGCUAUAUCCCAAGCAACUAUGUAGAGAUUAUUGAUGAAGGGGAAACAUCGGAUUCAUCUGACGACCUAAGUGACUUCAAAGUUGACAGUGAGUUCUCCCAGGAAGACGACAUCAUAACUCAAGAUGAAUUUUGGAAGUACGUGAGCGUUCUCCAGCAAAGUGGAUUUCUCGCACUAAUGACGGAGCUGGAGCGUACAAACACAGAGUGGAAAGAUUUCAAAAUCAAAAUUGCCAUAACUGGAGAGAGUGGUGCUGGAAAAUCAACCCUGAUAAAUGCUUUACGAAAUCUAAAAGAUGACGACAACGGUGCCGCGCAAGUAGGCUGCGUUGAAACUACCAUCGAACCAACACGAUAUCAACACCCAAACAAUAGAAACCUUGAGCUUUGGGAUUUGCCUGGGGUUGGAACUCCAAAUUUUCCUCAAACGACAUAUCUCAAAAAGGCAAAUUUUCAACAGUAUGAUUUUAUCAUACUAGUUUCUUCAUCGCGAUUUACUGAUAACGAUAAUUGGCUGGCAAAAUCAAUUGCGGGACAAUAUCCAACCGCAACUCUGUUUUUUGUAAGAACAAAAGUAGAUUGCGAUCUGUCCAAUAUUAAACAAGGAAAAAGAAAUAGUAUGACGGAGGAAGAUAUUCAAAACACGCUUCUCAAAAUAAAAGAAGACUGCCGUAAAAACCUUCAGAAUUCAGAAAUAGGGAAUCCACAUAUUUUUAUGGUAAACAGCCACAAUGUUAAUGCCUUCGAAUUUGGAAAGUUGUCCGGGAUGCUCGUCGAAAAGGUUAAAUCUGAGAAACAAGCUGCAUUGGUCCUUUCACUUUCUGUUCUGUCGAAUACAGUUGUGGAUGAAAAAGUCAAGCAACUAAAACAGAGAAUCAACAAAACUUCCAAAUAUGCUGCGAUGGCGGCAGUAAACUCGGACAGGGAGAAUAACGAAAAAAAAGAAAUAGGCAUUCUGCAAAAAGAACUUGUUUUUUACCAGUGCCAGCUUGGAAUUGAUCGCAAGUCCUUAGACAUUCUGGCCAUAAAAUUUAAGCUUGAUUUUGAAGAAAUUUGCCGACAACUUAAUUUCCGAUCGCAUCGCAUAUUGCAACGCUUCGAAAUAUAUUAUGGCAAUCAUGACAAAAUUAAACCGUCAAAAAAAAAAUUCAUUGAAUUUUUAUUUUUUCGGACAAAAAAAUUCCAGAAGCAGUGCGGUCGGUUUCUUGAAAAGGUGUUAAACAUAUGCAUUCAAGAAAACCAUUCCCUUCAUUCAAAAAUUGCAAUGUGGUCAACCGAACAAAGUGACUACGCAUAGCAAAACAGUACAUAAACACGAAAAAAGAAGGACUACAAAGGAAAAAGGAAAGUCGAAAUAAGACUGAUUACCCUUUAAAUUUUAUAAAGUCAAAACCCCAUAAACCUGUUUUAAGAUACUACACGUAUAGUGUUACUAUUUUCCUACAAGGCAAACUUCUAUGAAACAGUUCAUAAAUCACACAUGUUAUUGACAGGUAUCCGCCUGAUUUUGUGUUCGGUAUAGACACCACUGCAUUUGUAGUUGUUUUGUUGUUGUGAUCGUGGUUUUUGUUGUGUGUGUGUUUUUCAUGUUUAUAGUGAUAUCUCGGUCGCCUAAUUAUUCAAUUUAAAAGGGUCUUGUUUGCAGAUGUUUGCAUUAUGUAAACCCGGAAUACGUAUAGCUUGAUAACAUUGUGAACUUUUUGUUAAGCAUCUAAUUUGCAUUUAUUAAAAUAUUUUUUAACAGUAUUAAACAACAAAUAUGACGUCAAAGCGAUGAAGCUUUUAUGAUUGUGAAUAAAUUAGACGUAAUUUUCAAGUAUUGAAAUCCUGACGUCACGAAAUAGGCGAUGUUUAGAUUUUAAAUAAUGAACUUUUAAUAAGACGAAUUGUAUAUUAGAGCUAUAAAACAACUGUUUGUCUUUCCGAUGCUCCUGAUCAAACAACUCGUCCUGGAGCCCUCGUUGCUUAAUGCAUACGCAUCGAAACUCAAAACUGUUGAUUAUUGCCGCAAUGACCAACAAUGAGACGGAUUAUUAUGUUAAAUAGUCAAUUUUCCACCGUUUGACUGCAUGUAAAAACGAAACAAGUCUAGUUCGAUGUGUUAUAUAAAUUAUAUUAUGUUAAUUAAUUAUUCAAAAUUUAGUGUUAAAUAAUUAAAUAGUAUUACAUUGUUUAGAAUUUUUACAUACAAUACUUGAAUCAAUUUUUGUUAUGUGCCUGUUUGUUCGUUUGUCCAUUUCUUUUCUAACGACAGGCUGAUAUUUUAAAAUGACUUGACAUAACGCUGUCUAACUUGUGCUGGUUAUCUUCCUUAUCUUUUGCUAAACAGAGUGUAAUGCGGAAUGAAAACAUAGUUUACUACUAUAGUGCUACCUAGUAGGUCAUCCAUAUCCGUAUAUUGUACUGUCACACAGUGAAAUAUUCUUAGUAAUAUCGCUGUUGUUUGUAUAACUUUGUUUGAUAUAUUUAAAAUUUCUUUUAGUUAAACUAUUUUCGAAAGAUUUUGCAACACCUCUUUAUGGAAUUGUAUUCGGUUAUACACACACAAUUUCUAGCGUGUAUAUUUGACUUAAUUUUCAAAUGCCACCUGAACGUUGCGUUUUAUGUUUAUUUUUUCAUAAUUGAAAAACGCUCUGA
Messenger RNA from Dreissena polymorpha, 3279 nucleotides. Its product is annotated as T-cell-specific guanine nucleotide triphosphate-binding protein 2-like. The coding region runs from base 155 to 1939 and encodes 594 amino acids. NCBI's taxonomy places the organism in Eukaryota, Metazoa, Mollusca, Bivalvia, Myida, Dreissenidae. Gene Ontology annotation, molecular function: GTP binding; GTPase activity; protein binding. The record is from RefSeq and is a predicted model, not a curated record. Gene Ontology annotation, cellular component: membrane. The transcript is spliced from 9 exons.